Messenger RNA from Drosophila ficusphila, 2269 nucleotides. RefSeq names its product organic cation transporter-like protein. The record is from RefSeq and is a predicted model, not a curated record. Gene Ontology annotation, cellular component: membrane. The transcript is spliced from 6 exons. Gene Ontology annotation, biological process: transmembrane transport. Bases 35 to 1660 code for a protein of 541 amino acids. Gene Ontology annotation, molecular function: transmembrane transporter activity. NCBI's taxonomy places the organism in Eukaryota, Metazoa, Arthropoda, Insecta, Diptera, Drosophilidae.
CUGAAAACGGUUUCAGUCGAAGACAAAGCGGCCAAUGGAUUUUAGCCAGGUUCUGGAAAAGUGUGGAAACUAUGGGAGGUUUCAAGUAGUGAUUCUGCUGCUGUAUGGCUACACAAAUAUCUUAGGAUCCCUGCACUACUUCUCGCAGACUCUCAUCACAUUUACACCCGAGCAUUGGUGCUCCCACGUUGACCUCGAGGAUCUCAGUGUCAAGGAGCUUCGAUCAGUAUAUGCAAACACCUCCGCCCCAGCAUGUACACCCCUUCUGGGCGUGGUCGACGGCAUGGGCGUAGUAGCAGAGGGACGUUAUUGCAGGGAUUGGAUUUUCAAGAGAGAAAGUGGCUACGAAAGCAUCACCACUGAGCUCAAAUGGGUUUGUGACAAAGCGCAUCAUCCAGCAGUUGGGCAAUCCUUCUUCUUCAUGGGAUCCGUGGUGGGCACUUUAACUUUUGGAUAUCUCUCUGAUCACAUUGGUCGAUUGCCUUCCCUGCUAAUGUCCACCUUGUGUGGAGCCACGGGUGACUUUAUUACAUCCUUUGUGUACACAUUGCCCUGGUUUGCCUUCUCCAGAUUUGUGUCGGGAUUAUCUACGGAUACCAUGUACUAUCUCAUGUACAUCUUGGUAUUUGAGUACCUGAGUCCCCAGAGUCGCGCCUUCGGUCUCAACAUCAUCUUGGCCAUCUUCUACUGCUUUGGACUAAUGACUUCUCCAUGGGCUGCCAUUUGGAUUGGCAACUGGCGUCACUAUCUCUGGUUGGCAUCUUUACCAGCUCUUGGAGUUCUGAUAUAUCCCCUGUUAAUCUGCGAAAGUGCUCAGUGGCUGCUGACCAAGAAAAAGUACGGCGAGGCAGUGUCCUGCCUGAAAAAAGUGGCCAAGUUUAAUGGCCGGCAGGUGGAAGAGUCUGUCUUCGAUGAGUUCGUCAAAUUUUAUCGCAAAAGGGCUCAUCAGGAGUCCAAGCUAAAUAGUCAGGAGGACACUUUUCUAGCCAUGUUUAUAACCCCUCGUCUGCGUCGAUUUACACUAACAUUGCUGCUCAAGUCAGUUAUCAUAACCCUCUCGUGCGAUGUGAUCAAUCGAAAUAUGGAGGGUCUGGGUACUUCGCCCUUCAAACUCUUCUCUCUCACCUCGAUCGUUUACUUGCCCGCAGGAGUAGCCAUCCUUCUCCUCCAAAACAAAAUUGGGCGCAAGGGCACGGCCUGCUCCGCACUCUUUGUGGGUGGACUCAUUACCACGACGACGGGUUUCCUGAUAGCCCGCUUGGAUGCCACAGAGAACGCAGUUCUGCUGGCCAUAAUGAUCGGCCUGGGUCGAUUUGGAGCCACCGUUUCUUACGAUGCGGAAAUCCAGUAUGCGGCGGAGAUCAUACCAACCAGUGUUCGAGGUCAAGCGGUGUCCAACAUCCAUGUGGUGGGAUUGGCCUUCAGUUCGCUGGCUUUCUAUGUGAUUUACCUGGCACAGUACUACAAACCUCUUCCCUCAAUCUUCAUGAGCUGCCUGAUGUUCCUCGGUGCAGGUCUCUGUCUCACUUUGCCGGAAACCAUUGACAAGAAACUGCCCGAAACCUUGGCGGAGGCGGAAAAGUUUGCUUUGGACGAGAGCUUCUUUUACUUUCCCUGCUUUCACAAAAAAGGUGCAAAUUUUAAGGUUGAGAGUAUAUAAUUCAAAAUGAGACGACUGACUUAAGUAAAGAAGGAGUUAAAAUAACAAUUAUUUAUUUUAAAACGAUCAUUGUACAUUUAUCAUUGUUAUAUGCAAUGAUAAAGACCAUCGCAAAGACUGAUUAAACAUAAAGUUGAAAAUGCUGUUGAAAGUUGAAAAAAAAUUUUAUUUGAAAAAAUAUAUAUUUAUUUCAAGCCUUUCUCGAUUCCUAAUUGGAUUAUAAAUCAACUCUUCGAAAAACGAACCUUUCCCAACCGAUUUGAUUUCAGUUCAAACUCAAGCAUGCGAAACAAUUAUACAUACGAUAGAACACUUUUUACAAAACAAGUCAAAUUACUCGUUUUUUGUAAGUGAAAAUCACUACAAUUUUCUUUCGUGACAAACAAUAAACCAACCAGAUAUCGGGCAAAAAAGUUGCAGCCAAAUUAAAAGAUACCAAUAAUCUAUAAGCCUAUCUGCAUGUCAUUUUAAAAGCUUUACUUGUUUGUACGUCACAUUCCAAAUCGUAACUAUAAUAACUGUAAAUAAACAGCAUUGCAUGCCUGCAAUCACCGACCUCAAAAAUCUAUAUUUAUCUCCUCAUCAUAGCAGUCAGCAAUAACAAAGGCC